This is a messenger RNA of Fonsecaea erecta, 984 nucleotides long. RefSeq lists its product as hypothetical. The coding region runs from base 1 to 984 and encodes 327 amino acids. Gene Ontology annotation, biological process: vacuolar transport. The transcript is spliced from 2 exons. Lineage: Eukaryota; Fungi; Ascomycota; Eurotiomycetes; Chaetothyriales; Herpotrichiellaceae. The record is from RefSeq and is a predicted model, not a curated record.
AUGUAUCUCUCAAGAUCAUUUUUCCUCCUCUUCCUCUCAUCGUUACCCUCCAGUCUCGCCGCGACCGAGUCGAAACCCCCUCCGAAGCCAUGCACCAUCCACUCUCCCUCGACCGGCUCGUUCUUCGAUCUCCGUCCUCUACAAUUGACCCUCGAGGGCACGAAGUACCAAGUCGCCAGCAAUGAAUCAUACCAUUCAAAAGGAUACGAUUAUCCUGCGAAUUUCACCAUGAAUUUCUGCGGCGCCGUGGUGGAGGAGUUGGAAGACGUCGAAGGGAUACCCGCCAGCAGACUGAAAAAUAUCUCAGCCUACUACAAGGACUACCGAGGUGACAUUUACAGCAUCGGCCAACAGAACGAUCAGCCUCUCUUUCGGGGCAAGAAGCUCGUCCUCAAUUACACCAUGGGUUCGCCCUGUCCCGAUCUCGAUGAAGACGGCAACCCGAUUGACGCGGACCUUGUCGCGGAUAAAGCCAACAACAGGCGCAAAUCCACCCUCCUAUCUUUUAUCUGUGACACGUCUCCGCUCCUCUCGACCCGCCCUGCUGUGUCCUUCCUUGGUUCUCCCGACCACUGUACCUAUGUUUUCGAAGUCCGAUCUCGUUAUGCGUGUGGUGGUACGACGCAGUCCGGGGAAAAAGGCACACUGGGCCCGGGCGCAGUCUUUGGUCUGAUCGCAGGUAUUGCUCUGCUGGUCUAUCUCAUUGGAGGUAUCGUUUAUCAGCGUAAUGUACUGCAUCAACGAGGUUGGAGACAGUUGCCGAAUUAUUCCAUGUGGUCGGGGAUCUUUGGCUUCUUUUCGGAUAUCAUUGUUAUCCUGUUCUCCUCAUGCACCCAAAGGAUGCCUGGAGGAGUCACUCAACUGUUCGCCGGUCGACGUGGAUACCAUCGUGUGGGCACUGAUGAACGAGGACACGGACGUGGCCGCACACCGGACGACGAAAACAGAUUGAUUGACCAGCUCGAUGAAGAGUGGGAAGAUUGA